Messenger RNA from Trichoplusia ni (cabbage looper), 3296 nucleotides. Its product is annotated as cilia- and flagella-associated protein 251-like. The coding region runs from base 42 to 3227 and encodes 1061 amino acids. Lineage: Eukaryota; Metazoa; Arthropoda; Insecta; Lepidoptera; Noctuidae. The record is from RefSeq and is a predicted model, not a curated record. The transcript has 17 exons. Gene Ontology annotation, molecular function: protein binding. Gene Ontology annotation, cellular component: motile cilium.
CUGAGUGCAGAGGUGUUAUAUUUUAUACAGAAACGUAUGAAAUGGGGUCAUUAAAGGAUCAGGAGAAGUUAGACCAAAGACCUGAUAUGAAAGAAGCAAAAGGAUCAUGCGAGCACAGAGCUUCGACGUCCAAGGGGGAACGAUCUGUUUCGAUGCCGGACAUGAACUUUGGACGAAAGUCAGUCUCCGAGACAGAAAUGCCAGGACUUGGAAGUCUUUCUCAACCUUGCACGAAAACACCAGCCGAGUAUACACCGACUAAGAAACCUGCGCCCUUUAAAAUGCGUUGGAUCAACGGCUUCAACCACAAGGUAGGCGUCAUCAACCUGAAUGACAAGGGCAACACUAUAAUGUUCUACGCCGCCUCCAAUUGCGGGGUGCUCUACAAUUGGACAACUCACAAGAUGUGGCUCUUGCAAGGACACAGACAUUUGAUCACGUGUAUCACAGCAGACGCGAAUGGCAAGUGGCUAGUGACCGCGGACGCCGGGCCAGAAAACGUCCUUAUUAUUUGGGACAGUAGCGACCUAUUCCCUCAAAGAACCAUCUUCGCACCGCAUGGUACCACUAGGAUUGCCAAAGUGGCCAUGAGUAACGACGCUAAGUAUCUGAUAACUUUGGCGUAUCCGUCUGAGAAGGUCACAGUUCACUGGUGGAUAUGGUCUUUCGGACACACAGCACCAGAUGCGGUUACAGAAAUAGAUGAUUUGUUGCGAGAUGCCGUCAUACAAAUGGGUUUUAAUCCUAUCAGAACGCAGCGAUUUCUACUCUUAACGAGAACUUGCUUUUUUCUUUGUUGUGCAAAGAAAAUUAAAGUCCUAGAGAGAGGGGUCAUUAAGGAAACAGACAACUACGAAAUAAAAAUAAGGAGACCUGACCGUAAUGAGCACGCUGACUGCGGGAAGCUCAUGUGCUUCACGUUCUCGAGUAACACGGCGCAGAUCCUGGUGUCCACGAGCCGAGGCCUGGUCAUCGUGUACGGGUACACCAUCGAGUACCAAAAGCACUUCUCCCCUUUGGAUAUCGACCGCUUAAGGUUCAUUAAAGUUGUGCGGUUGGAGAGGAGGAUGAUAAAUAUUAUUAAAUACGUUGACGGUCUGUUGGUGACGGGCAACAGUAUCGGCGAGAUCCGCUUCUACGACGACCAGCUGAAACUGUUGUACUGGAUGGAUAGCCUCAACGUGGACAAGGUCAAGAGUCUCAGCUUCAACAUAUCUCCCCGGAGCACCAUGAUACUCGACCCUAAGUGCAAUAAGCCAUGUCCAUGCUGGGAGAAAGUUAAGGUAGAGAAGGAUCCAAAGACAGGGGAAAUGAAGCAGAAGCUUAUCAAGAUGCGCCUGCCUUCCGACGCCACCACCAGCGGCAAGCCAUUCCUCGUCAGGGACUUCAUUGUCACGACGUGGAACCAGGGAGUGGGCUUUGUGGACUUCGUGACGGAGAAGUACACCAACGUGCUGGACAGCAAGAUAUCUCCCAUACUCAGCAUGAGCGUGCACCCCGAGAAGCCGUUCGCAGUGCUCGGCUACACGGAUGGCAUGGUGGAGCUCAUCGACUUCAUCAAGCACAGCCUGAUCACCAGGCUGGACCUGAGGAGCCGGUACGCGGUGGUGGUGCCGCCCGACGAUGACUCUAUCAACUGUAACUACGAAGUCACUGUGCCUGAAUUAUCUGUCACUUACCUUAAAUAUUCGCCAUCAGGUUUGCACCUUGCCUGUGGGCUGAACACAGGCCAGUUGUUAUUUUUAGACCCUUCAACCAUUGAAAUCCUGACACCGAAACCAUUCGGCGACACCAACGAUGCCAUUAAACAUAUAAGUUUUAGUCCGGAUUCGCUUUUAAUAGCCACGGCCAAUGCCGGCAGGUCGGUCUGCGUUUACAAAUAUCUAUGCACUGAUUUCCGGUGGGUAUUCGUUGGAAAACAUCGAGCACAUUAUAAGGAAAUCACAUCUCUGAUUUUCCUGCCUGCUAAGAACCCCAAUGGAGACUUCAAGCUUGUGUCCACUGGGUUAGAUCGGUGCUUGGUAGAAUAUGACGUGGCAGCCAGUUUCGACGAGCAUUUGGAAAUCUUGAGUCUUGACCGAGUCGAGCAGAGUGCACUACCACUGUCAGCUAUUGUGUGGCCUGCCCCUAGUUACUUGGAUCCCGAAGAAUUUAGAACCGAUUUGCCAAUGAUACUGAUAGCUAAUGAUGAGUUUAAGUACAAGAUAGUGAACUACGAGACUACUAUGACACUGGCUACUGUUUUGGGACCCCGAUUCGAAUUCCCUGUCAGUAAAGUACAAUUGAUCACUAGGAAGGACAGCAAGGAUAUAGACCCAGAAAACUCGCAAUAUUUACUCUUCUCCGCGAAAGACAUUAUAGGUCUACAGAAGAUGCCACUCGACGGUAAUCCCUGGAAACACGUUGGCAUGCUAGGACAUCCUGUUAGGAUUCAGAAAAUGUGUUUCCGUGAAGACCUUGGGAUGCUGUUUACUAUUGGCGUCAGGGACACUACCAUGACUCAAUGGGUUGCUAACUACAGAGCCGUGGAAGUUGCCGCAGCACGUGGCGGGGUAGAGCUGGAUCCAUAUUAUUGUCUCAUAGACAGCGGUCGCCCUGGUUGGCUGUUUCAAGAGAUCAGAGAUCUGUUCUACUACAUCCAGAUAUUAUGCCAGGGCACCUUCUCCCCAGCAAGGAGGCGUGUCAAAGAUUAUAUACCGAUAGACUCGUUACCCGAUUUAAUGAGGGCAUUGGGAUUCUUUCCCUCGGAAUAUGAGGUGGAAAACUUGAUAGUUGAAGCUAAGUAUAAAGUGUUUAACCGAGCGCCUGUCUCGGAAAUCGAGUUCGAGGAGUUUGUGAAGCUGUACCUGAACCACCGGCCGGCGUUCGGCGAGCAUUACAAGCGCCUCAGACUCGCCUUCCGGAACUUCGCCAACAUCAGUAACGAGGGCUACGUCAUGAGCCGAGAGGAUCUCAUCGACAUCCUUACUUCUCAAGGUGAACGUUUUUCUCGUGAGUUGUGCUGGUAUCUACUGUCAGUACUGUGCGGCCACAGUUUUGAGGAUAGGGCCGUUUUGAACGAGAAUGACUUUUCUUUCCUACCAGAGUACAUAACAUUCAGCGAUUUCACGACGGAAAUAAUCGGCAUCCAAGAAAUGGACAACAUCUCCGACACGUACUCCGGCGUGGAGUCGUGGGCCUCCAUGCACACCUUCAGCUCAGUCGAUUCAGAUGACAAAAUCCUUUAAAUUCAUAAAUUAUGUAUGUUUAUUAUUACCUUAUUAUAAUAUAUUACAUUAAAAUAACAUUUAAAACAA